AUGCCAAUCUCCAGUUUCGCUUUCGAUUCCGGUGGAAAAACAUCAAGAAGUUUUUUCUUCACUUCCUCGAUGACCCGAAUCCUCGACUUUUUGGGAGAAAGGCGUCCCCUAAAUACAACAAUAAGCAGUCGCCGACCCGAGGUUAAGAACCGAGAGAAGGCACCGACUGUUAAAGAAAUGGCUUACACCGCUAAACGAUCAUUAUACAGGAAAUAG
Molecule: messenger RNA, 216 nt
Organism: Nezara viridula (southern green stink bug)
Lineage: Eukaryota; Metazoa; Arthropoda; Insecta; Hemiptera; Pentatomidae
Source: the annotation of a GenBank genome assembly